UCACAUUUUAGCUAACGUCUGCUUGUUUUGUGCGCACCCCCAAAGCUGAAAUUGUUAAAAGAAAUACGAUCUUUGACAUCUUUCUACUAAAUAUUCUUAAAAUUUAUCGUUUGUUAGCAAUAAUCUGUUAGACCCACAAUUCAAUUUGAUCGAAAACAACUAAUUUCCUUACAAAAUCAGAACUUUAACCCCAAAUUUGACAUCACUUGAUCGCUUGAUUUCGUCAAACAGCGAGCACACUGCUCUAUUUCAAUGGAUUCCUGGCUCAAACGUGCCGAAGGCUUGUUCGAAGUUGUUGAUCGGAGGGCAAAGCUGGUGGCGAAUGAGCUUUCAGAUGAGCAACCCAAUCUUCCCGUAGCAGUUUCUAACGGGAAAGGUUCUCAGGGAAAAAGGCCCAAGGCAAAGGCAAAGAAGAGAGCUUCUAUGGAGGAACGUGCAAAAAAAGUUGACAGCACACAGGAAGAAAGUAGCUUACAGCCAUCAGUAUCAGAUUCUAAACCUGAUGAGAUGUCGGCCACCACAGCAAUCAACAAUGAUGGACCACUUCGUGGAAAUUCAACAGCCCAGAUGAAUGAGAUGCAAGACAAGAUUGAUCAUAGUUCUCAUGUCGAAGCUGUUUCAUCUGAUACCUUGUCAAAUGAAGUGAGCAAACAUGAUGAUGGGCAGGGGGAGGCUGCGACUAGUGCUAAAGUUGUCACUUCAUCUUCGAAUGGGGAGUUGGGUGAUGACACAAUUUCUUUUGCAGCAUCUGCUGCCGCAGACACUGAGCUUAGUCUUAACAAUCAUUCAAUUGACUCUGGACAAAGUAUCAGUUUGAAAGAUCAAGAUGACUUUGUGAAACCUGGGGAGGAGAAGUCCAAAACCAUGGUUGAAGGUACGCCAAUUUUAGCGACUACGGUGAAGAAAAAGAUAAACACUGUUGAUGCCACAUCAGCACCUAUUUCGGAUCCCAUGAAACAGGAGGAUGAAAAGGCAAGGCCAUCUUUGACCAAAGUACAAGAACAACUUGAGGAGGCUCAAGGUUUACUUAAAUCAACAAAUUCUACUGGUCAAUCAAAAGAGGCAAGGUUAGCUCGGGUUUGUGCUGGACUUUCAUCCCGUCUUCAGGAAUACAAAUCUGAGAAUGCUCAGUUAGAGGAGCUUCUAACAGCUGAAAGGGAGCUCAGUAAAUCAUUUGAGGGUCGGAUAAAGCAACUGCAGCAGGAGUUAUCUGCUGCUAAAACAGAAGUAAACAGAGUUGAGUCAAGUAUGGCUGAUGCAUUAUCUGCAAAAAAUUCUGAAAUAGAGACACUUGUCAGCUCUCUUGAUGCUGUUAAGAAGCAGGCUGCUUUGUCUGAAGGAAAUAUGGCGUCCUUACAGGCAAAUAUGGAGACUUUGAUGAGAAACAGAGAGCUAGCAGAGACAAGGAUGAUGCAAGCCCUGAAGGAGGAACUUGCAUUGGCUGAACGACGGGCAGAAGAAGAGCGUGCAGCUCAUAAUGCCACUAAAAAGGCUGCCAUGGAGAGGGAAGUAGAAUUGGAACACCGAGGUAUGGAUGCAUCUACUGCGCUUGCGAGACUUCAGAGAAUGGCAGAUGAGAAGGCAUCAAAGGCAGGUGAUUUAGAACAAAAGGUGGCAUUGCUUGAGGCUGAAUGUGCAUCUUUAAACCAAGAAUUGCAUGACAUGGAGGGUCGUCUACGCCGUGAGCAAAAGAAGUCUCCUGAAGAUGCGAAUCAGUUGAUUCAGGUUCAGGCCUGGCAAGAGGAAGUGGAACGCGCACGUCAGGGUCAAAGAGAUGCAGAAAUCAAGCUUUCUUCUCUUGAGGCUGAAUUACAAAAGAUUAGAGUUGAAAUGGCUGCCAUGAAGAGGGAUGCUGAGCAUUAUUCACGUCAGGAACACGUGGAGCUUGAGAAGCGAUAUCGUGAACUAACCGAUCUAUUGUACUACAAGCAAACACAGCUUGAAACGAUGGCAAGUGAAAAAGCUGCUGCUGAGUUUCAGUUGGAGAAAGAGAUCAAGCGUCUUCAGGAAGCACAGGCUGAAGCAGAACGAAACAAGAUUUCUCGCCGGGCAUCGUCGACUUGGGAGGAAGAAGCAGACAUGAGAGAACUUGAGCCUCUCCCAUUACAUCAACGUCAUUUGGUUGGGGCUAGCGUUCAGUUGCGAAAGGCGGCAAAGCUUUUAGAUACUGGUGCAGUCAGUGCUACAAGGAUCCUCUGGCGGCAUCCUAGAGCUCGAGUUGGCCUGCUAUUUUACCUAGUUUUUGUACAUCUGUUCUUGAUGUAUCUGUUGCAUAGCCUUCAGGCCCAAGCUGAUGACUUCGCUGCUCGAGAAGUUGCUCGGUCGAUGGGACUUUCUCAACCCAAUUUACCAUGAUUUAACCUGUGCUCAAGUGCAGGAAGUUUCUCUGACAGAGGCUCUACUAAACAUGGAAAGUGUGCUUUGUUUCAGUGGUUAGUAACUUGCUUGGCAUAUGGUCAGAAUCCAUGGUGAGUGAGGGAAGUUGCACACUAGUAUUUGCAAUUCCUCUUGUUGACGCGUCUCUACCAACUAACAGCAACUCUAAUGACAUCUUGCGAAUCAGCAGCACAAUACGGUGAUAAAGAGUGCAAGGCUCAGUGGUCGUAUACUGUAUACAUGUGUGUGCCUUAAGCUCUCAGAAGCCUUAUUAUGCUAUCAAGAAGAUACAAGGUGUUGGAGAUUGCAUACAUGUAGGAGGAGCUUAAUUCAUAUACAUACUACUCUCUUUUUCUUGAAAUCAACAUUGAUGCUAUAUUUCUUUUAGAUCGAGGCAUCUUUUAUUUGAUAGUGUGUAAAGGUAACGCGACAAAACUUUUUUGGAAGUUUGAAUGUAAAUUUCUAAUCAAUUGUAAAUUCUUCAGGUUAAUGAUUUGGCCAACAUUUCUGUGAACUGUAUAUUCAUAGGGGAAGUUUUCAAUAUGGUUUUAAGAUUAUACCUUCAGAUAUAUGAUAUGUGAUACUGGUAUUAGUGUUGUAAA
This is a messenger RNA of Beta vulgaris subsp. vulgaris (sugar beet), 2978 nucleotides long. Its product is annotated as golgin candidate 1. Gene Ontology annotation, biological process: retrograde transport, vesicle recycling within Golgi; Golgi organization. The record is from RefSeq and is a predicted model, not a curated record. Lineage: Eukaryota; Viridiplantae; Streptophyta; Magnoliopsida; Caryophyllales; Amaranthaceae. Gene Ontology annotation, cellular component: Golgi cisterna; Golgi membrane. The transcript has 21 exons. Bases 253 to 2355 code for a protein of 700 amino acids.